Messenger RNA from Nanorana parkeri, 1045 nucleotides. Its product is annotated as retinol dehydrogenase 3-like. The coding region runs from base 25 to 1008 and encodes 327 amino acids. The transcript is spliced from 7 exons. Lineage: Eukaryota; Metazoa; Chordata; Amphibia; Anura; Dicroglossidae. The record is from RefSeq and is a predicted model, not a curated record.
AUUAACCCCUUCUGAAAAAAACAAAUGUGCAUCACGUGGCUCCCUCUGCUGGUGGUGUUGGGUUUGAUUCUUCUGUACAGAUGGUACAGGCAGAGUCACAUACUGGAGAAUCUCUCACAUAAAUAUGUUUUUAUCACUGGAUGUGAUUCUGGAUUUGGGAACUUGCUGGCUAAGCAGUUGGACAAACGUGGAAUGAAGGUCCUGGCUGCUUGUCUGACAAAGACCGGUGCUGAAAAUCUGAAGAAGGAGACUUCCAGCAGACUGCAAACAAGAAUCCUGGAUCUCACUGACAGCAAAAGUGUGAGCUCUGCUGCCGAGUGGGUAUCAAUCAUCGUUGGAAAUGAAGGGCUUUGGGGAUUGGUAAACAAUGCUGGCUAUGCUGUUGGUUUUGCUCCUAAUGAGUGGCAAACAAAAGAAGACUUCUCCAAGGUCCUGAAUGUGAAUCUACUUGGUACAAUCGAUGUCACCUUGAACUUGCUGCAUCUGGUCAGAAAAGCCCGGGGACGCAUUGUAUAUGUAUCUAGUGUUGCUGGGAGAUUGGCUGUUUUAGGUGGGGGAUAUUGCCCUUCAAAGUAUGGUGUGGAAGCUUUCGCAGACAGUUUAAGAAGAGAAAUGCGUGCAUUUGGUGUAAAGGUUUCUAUCAUAGAGCCAGGAGCUUUUAGAACACCGAUAACUGCUUGGGAGUCUCAUAAAAAUCACCUAAUCCAACUAUGGGAAAAACUUCCAGGACAUAUUAAGGAGGACUAUGGAGAGAAUUACUGCAAGCAAACUAGUAUCAGUGCUUUAGAAGGAUUACUACAAACAACAAAUCCAAGGCUAUAUGAAGUCUCUAACUGUAUGGAGCAUGCCCUGACUGCUGUUCACCCCUGGACCAGAUACUCACCUGGCUUGGACUCCAAACUGUACUUUCUCCCAGUAUCUUACCUCCCUACUGCCAUCUCUGACUAUUUGAUUUGUCGGUCUGCUCCCAAACCUGCUCAAUGUAUAUCAGCUGCUGAAAAACACUAGGAUCAUUGAGUCACUCUUUGAAGAAUUGGUCUUAAUG